Messenger RNA from Eucalyptus grandis, 1114 nucleotides. RefSeq lists its product as uncharacterized. The transcript is spliced from 3 exons. Lineage: Eukaryota; Viridiplantae; Streptophyta; Magnoliopsida; Myrtales; Myrtaceae. Bases 168 to 659 code for a protein of 163 amino acids. The record is from RefSeq and is a predicted model, not a curated record.
ACCCAUUUGCUUUGUCUCCGUCACUUAUUCCAUCAUUCCCUCAUUGGCGCUCUCUAAGCAAUGUAUGUCCUUGUUUCCGGGGUAGUUAAGCUGGGUGAUCAUUCCCUUCAUAUGAAGCUCUCUAGGAGAACUGAGUGAAGAAGCAUUGAACUGUAACAGAAGAGAGGAUGUUCAGAUUGCACAGGAACAGACCUGCCAAAUCAGGGGAGAGACUUGACUUCAAGCUCUCUCAGUUCAAAGCUCUCCAGGUACCAAAAGGAUGGGACAAGCUCUUUGUUUCCAUAAUCUCUGUAGAAACGGGGAAAACAAUUGCUAAGUCGAGCAAAGCAUUAGUGCGAAAUGGAACUUGUCAAUGGGCCGAGACUCUCGCGGAAUCUGUGUUGGUUUCACGUGAUGAUUCUUCCAAAGAGUUGGAAGACUGCCUUAUCAAGCUUGUCAUUUCCAUGGGAUCGGCGAGAUCUGGCAUCCUUGGAGAGGCAACAAUCAAUGCGACAAACUACAUCAGUUCCAGCAAUUCAGUCCCCAUUUCAAUCCCUCUGAAAAAGUGCAACCACGGAACAGUGUUACAAGUAAGUCAUAAUAAAAUGCACAUAUCUGUUCUUGUUCUUCUCAGAUUUGACAAUUCAGUGAGGAAAAAAAUAUCAGGCAAUUGCCCGUAACUCUGUUAGAUAAGCUAGAGGUACCCUGCAGCAUUGAAAGACAAUAGAGUACUACACUAGUUUUCCCUUUUAUGUCAGGAGCAUGUGAAAGUACAACAUGUAUGUAAUGAACGAAGUGCAAUGAAAUCUAAAUGAGCAAGUAAAGGAAAUAAAGAGAAAGAAGGAAAUGCAGCAAGUUUCUUCACAGGAAAAAUAGUAGUUUGGAGAGAAGAAAAUGUUGUUGCCUUUUUCUUUUUCUUUUGGCUAGGAGUCUUCGCUGUUGACAUAUAGUUGAGUAAAUAUCCUACCAAUUCUUGUGUCUUUGUGGUUGUAAAAUGAACUGAACAUUGGUGACAGAUGAUUUGCAUGAAUUCCUAAUAGGAGGAUCAUUCAAAGAAAUUCUUUGUAAACCGCAAUAGAAGUUCCUACUCCUUCUGAUUGAAGUAGCUUUGACUUGAGUGUACAAUGUUUGGUAU